GAUAACAAAAGUUUAGCCACAGCAGAUGAGUCUCUAAACUCAACAGCAUGGUUUGCUCAUUUGUUCAGUGCUUUUGAAAAAUGUUAAGUUUUGUUUUUCUGACAAUAAGCAUAAUUAAUUUCCUCUCCAAUGCCGUACCUCAAGUUUUAGGUUAUGACCUGGGAGCCUCUUGUGAUUACGAUGAGGAUUGCAUUGCUGAUCACUCGUACUGCCGUAACCAGCAAGUCUGCCAGUGCCGGAUAGGGUUCCAGCCAUCACCAGAUGGCAUUACUUGUCUUGCUACCGUUGGAGCUAGAUGUCACACAAAUUUCGACUGCAUGACACUGCCCCAGUCAGAAUGUCGACAGGACGUCUGCCAGUGUCAGAUGAACUUCGUUCCAGACGCAACAGGAGCACAAUGUUUGGCUCGUGUGCCGGAUAUAAAGGGACUGUGCCAGCUGGACAACCAGUGCCAGGCGAGUUUUGGUGACCAGAGCCACUGCUAUGCCGGCCGCUGCGAGUGUAUGAUGAGACAUCACUUCUUAAAUGGCCGCUGUUUUUUAACUAGAGAUCUUAACGAGUUCUGCGGCAACUCCAGUGAGUGCUACAUCGGACCUGACUACACCAACGUUGUGGAGUGUGUGGGACAGAAAUGCCAAUGUGUCACAGGUUACUACAUCGACGAGUACCACAAAUGCAAAAGAUCAGCUGGAGUUACGACUCUACCAACAGUCUUUAUUCUACUGGCCAAUCUCACUUUCAUAUUCAUACCUUUUGUACUGUACAAUAAAUCAUUCAUUUAAUAACA
Messenger RNA from Homalodisca vitripennis (glassy-winged sharpshooter), 787 nucleotides. RefSeq lists its product as uncharacterized. The transcript is spliced from 6 exons. Lineage: Eukaryota; Metazoa; Arthropoda; Insecta; Hemiptera; Cicadellidae. Bases 81 to 782 code for a protein of 233 amino acids. The record is from RefSeq and is a predicted model, not a curated record.